CUCCUACUACUCGUGCGUUGGGGGUUAGGAUAUGCACAAUGCUCCAUCUGGUCGUCCACUAUCCUUAACAGGUUUACAAUGCGUCGGACCUUUGCGCUCAUCUGCGCUCGGGUCGUACAGCGUCUCACAAACAGAUGUUCGCGAACACGCUGCCUGCCUCCCCGUCGCGAGUGACACCAAUAGAAUAUGCAGCUUGUUUCCAUCGGGUCCCAGACACUCCAACCACUACCAUGUAUUAAUAGAACUAGGCUGAUGUUCGCAAACGUUUACCAUGGUUUGAAUCAUUGAUCCACGGGGUUGCGUAUCUACGGUUGUCACUCGGUAGAUUGAGUCGUAAGUAUGCGCAUCUUGUGUUUCUCAUUUUCCCCGACGAGCGUACAGCGUGCGCCUCCAUAUACAUGUACUUUUCUCACCGGUUUGAACGUGUAUAGUGAGCCAUGGAUUCGGGAUCAGCCACGUUCAUCUGCGCUGGCCCCUCUUAUACGCCAGAUGGACAGACAUACAGACGGCCUUGAGGGACUUCAGCCAGAAUCAAGGUCCCCCCCUCCUCCCUUCAUACCAACCACUUUUCUUCAAUGGAUCUCCAGAUCGAACUUUUUAUACCUAAAAAACAAACGAACUGUACAACUUGGACUGCUAGGAAGAAUGACGUAAGACGCCCAAGGCCCCAUACAAUAUAUAUUUCCACUACUAUUCACAUCGCCGACAUAAAAAAAAGAUAAUAUCGUGAUAGUCAAGCAAACACGUAGCAGACCUUCAACAGUUCACAGCACAAGCAAGAAGCUCACAUACACAUAGAAAUUGAUCUGCUCGAGACGUCUUUCCAAAUUAAUUUUGGACUCACCUCCCUCACCCCCUUCCCUCAUGCCUUCCUUCCCGAUUCAGUAUUCGCUACAUGAAAGAGCAUGGAAACUCCUUGUUGGUCUUAGGCAUGCUAUACUCCUUCUGUUUCGGCCGCGUUGCUUGUUUUCCCUUGAAGCUGGGAUACUGAUGCAAAUUGAUUAACCCGAGGCUGUGGGUAGAGACUUCAUUCGGGGCACAUUCACGAAAUCUUCUCUGUCUGUCUCUCUUUCUCUCUUUGGGGGCAUUUGGGUAUGGGUGAUUUCGCGUCCGUGGAAUUCCGACGUUGCUUGGGUAGCGAUUUUCUUUUCUUUUCUUUUGGCGGGCUGGAUUUUCUUUUUUGCUUUUUUUUGCUUCGUAUCUUCAUCGGGAAUUUUUUGUUUCUGAUUGGGCGCUGCUUCUGCAGGUUGGGAUGUCUGCAUGUUGGGUUGCGCGAUUAUACGCUUGCCGAUUGAAUCAGGCUUGGGUUUUUUCCAUGGCGGUGGUAUGAUUGUAGGAAAUGACGGUACAGUGGGGAUGGUGAAGGGACCGAUGGCUUGCGUGUGGCUUCGCGAAUCAGUCGUACACCUUGUUAUCGAAGGUAUCGAUCGUGC
Periconia digitata is the source of this 1433-nucleotide messenger RNA. Lineage: Eukaryota; Fungi; Ascomycota; Dothideomycetes; Pleosporales; Periconiaceae. The record is from the annotation of a GenBank genome assembly.